Pygocentrus nattereri (red-bellied piranha) is the source of this 5103-nucleotide messenger RNA. RefSeq names its product NACHT, LRR and PYD domains-containing protein 3-like. The transcript is spliced from 14 exons. Bases 311 to 3463 code for a protein of 1050 amino acids. Gene Ontology annotation, molecular function: protein binding. NCBI's taxonomy places the organism in Eukaryota, Metazoa, Chordata, Actinopteri, Characiformes, Serrasalmidae. The record is from RefSeq and is a predicted model, not a curated record.
CAGACGGUGGAUAGGCGGAGCAAUAUGGGAAAUGAAACUAAGCCUUAUCCACCAUCUGACAGCACUGCAGCCGAGAACAAUAACAAAAGGACGGAAAUAUGCUGUGAUCAAAGCCAUCUGCUCUCUGUGGGACUACAAGAUACCUGAAAUGAGUCAAACACCACUAAAGAAAAUCCCACCGAGGGCUGCAUCAGUUCCAUCUCUCACCACAGUGAUGUCUGAACUGACUUUUAAUAAAAGCCACACUGAUCCUGAGUCAGAGCGGGAAUUGUAGACAGAGAGGGAAGUGCGUGAGAAGAACAGGUGGAUAAUGGAGGACAUGUCUGACCUUCAAGAUGAUGACACGUCCACAACACAGAGUCCAGUUCAGCAAGACAGAUCAAUCCCAUCAGCACCCAGCUGUGUGUCCCUCAAGAGUGACCAUUCCAUGGAACCUCCAAUCACCAUUAAUGAUAAACCACCACCUUCUGGACAUCAUCCAGCUCAACAGGACAGAUCAGUUUCUUCAGCACUUAGCUGUGUGUCCUUCAAGAGUGACACAUCUAUGGAGCCUCCAAUCUCCCUUAAUGAUAAACCUUCAACCUCUGGACAUCGUCUGGUUCAGCGGGACAGCUCAGUCCCAUCAGCACCCAGCUGUGUGUCCCUCAAGAGUGACCACUCUAUGGAUCCUCCAAUCACUAUCAAUGAUAAACCCCCACCUUCUGGACAACAAAUGACGUCGCUGAGAAGUAAUGAAACUAGCAGUACUGUGGAACAGAGCAUCUGCGUCCAUCCUAAAGGCCCUGCAAUGCCAGCAUUUACUGGGCAUGAAUCAUAUGAGAAGUAUAAAAUCAAUCUGAAGGAAAGGUUUCAACGAUUAUCUGACGGACUACAGCAUCAUGGACAUUCAAUGCUCCUUAACGAGAUCUACACAGAGCUCUACAUUACUGAGGGAGGAAGCGGGGAGGUCAAUAAUGAACAUGAAGUGAGACAGAUUGAGAUGGCAGCCAGGACACAGUCAUCAACGGACGACACACCAAUCAAAUGCAAUGAUAUCUUUAAACCUUUACUUGGACAAGAUAAACUGAUCAAAACCAUGCUAACAAAGGGGGUGGCGGGUAUUGGAAAAACUGUCUCUGUGCAGAAGUUCAUUGUGGACUGGGCUGAAGGUGAAGCAAACCAGGAUGUCCAUUUCAUAUUUCCACUUCCUUUCAGGGAGCUGAACUUGAUCAAUACCCAGCCAUUCAGUCUGAAGGGUCUUGUUCAUAACUUCUUUCCACAAAUUAAAGACAUGAACUUUACUCACAUUGCUGAUCACAACACCGUAUUCAUCUUUGACGGCUUGGAUGAACGUCGUUUGUCCUUGAACUUCCUAAAUGGUGCAGUCAUAACCAACGCAACUGACAAGACCACAGUGGACAAUCUUUUGACAAACCUCAUCAAUGGCAAUCUGCUUCCCUCUGCAAAAAUCUGGAUAACCUCCCGGCCAGCAGCAGCAGGCCAGAUUCCUCUCGAAUUCAUUAGUCAAGUCACAGAGAUUCGGGGAUUCAAUGACCCUCAGAAAGAAGAAUACUUCAAGAAAAGGAUCACUAACCAAAGUUUGGCUGACAGAACCAUCACGCACUUGAAAUCUUCUAGGAGCCUCUACAUCAUGUGCCAUAUACCCGUCUUCUGUUGGAUUUCUGCCACUGUUCUGGAGAAGAUGUUAAGAGAUGCAGAAGGUACAACAAUACCCAGGACCUUGACCCAAAUGUACACACAUUUUCUCAUCAUCCAAACAUGCAUCAGAAAGGAGAAGUAUGUUCAGACUGGACAUGUUGACAAGGAGAUGAUUUUCAAGCUUGGACAGCUCGCUUUCAAACAGUUGAUAAAAGGCAACCUGAUCUUCUAUGAGGAAGACUUGAAGGAGUGUGACAUCGAUGUCAAGGAUGCUGUAGUAUACUCAGGAGUGUGCACACAGAUCUUCAGAGAGGAGUCUGAACUGUAUCUUGGGCAGGCGAAGGUGUUCUGCUUCGUCCACUUGAGCAUUCAGGAACAUCUUGCCGCUUUGUAUGUCUAUGUAUCCUUCAGUGAAGGUAACAAAGUGGUGCUCAAUCAGUGGAAUCCAGCAAAGAUCGCUCCUACCUUUUCAUGUUCAUCCAUCUCUGACCUUCAAAAGAGUGCAGUGGACAAGGCCUUGAGAAGCACAAAUGGUCAGUUUGACCUGUUUCUCCGCUUCCUUCUUGGCCUCUCACAGGAAAGCAACCAAUCUCUCCUGCAAAUGCUGCUUCCACACAUAUCAGCGUGUGGUUCCCAAAAUGUUGAACAGACAAUUGAAUACAUCAAGAUUCGCCUCAGGAUGAACCUCUCUCCAGAGAAAUACAUCAACCUGUUUCACUGCCUGAAUGAGCUGAAUGACUCUUCCUUGCAGGAUGAGAUACAAAACUUACUUAGUGCCAGACGCCUUUCCAAGACCAAACUCUCCCCAGCACUGUGGUCAGCUCUGGUGUUUGUGUUGCUGACCUCAGAGAGGGAAGUGGAGGUCUUUGACUUGAGGAAAUACAGCCUGAACAAUGCAGACGAAUGCCUUUACAGAAUGCUACCAGUUGUGAAGGCCUCUAGAACAGCUGAGGUCAGGCAUUGUAACCUCUCCGAUAAAGGUUUUCAAGCUCUGACUUCAGUUCUUAGCUCAAAAUCUUCAAAUCUUAGAGAUCUGAAACUCAGUGGUAACGUAAUGCAUGGGUCUGGCACACACUUUCUUUCUGAAGGUCUCAAGAGUCCACACUGUAAACUGGAGACACUGGAUCUAUCUGAUUGUGAUAUCAAAGAAAAAGACUGCAGUUUACUGGCAUCUGCUCUCAACUCAAAUCCUCUGCACCUGAGAGAGCUCGACUUGAGCUUCAACUUUCUUGGAGAUUUUGGUGUGAAGCAGCUCUCUGAGGUCCUGCGGAAUCGAAGCUGUAGGCUGGAGAAAUUAAAGCUGUUUUCCUGUGAACUAACAGCAAAGAGCUGUGUGGCUCUGUCUACAGCGCUGAAAAGCAACACCAGCCUGACUGAGCUGGAUUUGAGUAAAAAUGCUCUUCGGGACUCUGGAGUAAAGCAGCUCUCUGCAGGACUGAGGAAUUCUCACUCAAAGCUCAGGAGUCUUAGCCUGGCAGACUGUGGCCUCACGGUUAUUGGCUGCAGUUCACUGUGUGGUGCCCUGAGGUCAAAAUUCUCUUAUCUGAGUGAGCUGUAUCUGAACUUCAACUCACUCAGAGACACUGGGGUUAGGUUCAUCUGUGAAUGUCUGAAACAGCCACACUGCAAGCUAGAGAAACUAAGCCUGUCACAGUGUGAUAUCUCAGAAGAAGGCUGUGCUGCUCUGGCCUCAGCUCUCCGGCUGAACCCGUCACACCUAAGAGAGCUGGAACUGAGUGGGAACAAACCAGGAAGUUCAGGAAAGCAACUCCUCAAAGCUCUGCAAGAACAUAAAGACUUCAGAUUGGAAAAGUUAAAAAUAUAGAAGACUAAUGCAGGAUCAUCUACUUGGGACAAGACAAGAGGUCUUCCGCUAUGACCAGUGAGGGGUUUCAGUGCAGUACACUGUAUGUAUGUAUAUGAAAUGAUAGCACAGAAGAGGAAUGUGGGGUAUGACUUACAUUAUGUACAUCCAAACCAGGAGCUGGACAAUGUCUUUAUGGAGUCUGAUGUCCCCUGUCCCUUUUUUGAUCCCUACUGUGUCAUGUGACUCAUGAGGACAUUUUCCUCAAUUUAACACAGCUUUCAGUGUAGCUCCAUUAUACAUUCAGUAAGCUCUCCAGUAAACCAGCCUCAAAUUCUGGAUGAUGUAAUGUCUGGAUUCAUGUAGCCACUGCAGUGGAAUCAGCACUUUUUUAGGAAUGUAUUUUUUUUCUAGCAAAUCACAGCCACAAAGCUACUGGAUAUCUUUCACUGAGUCAAUUGGAUGAAUUCAACAUGCCAGUGAAAGGAAAAUAUCAGUUUAGCACCGCACAUCACAAGUGUCUGUUUUGAGAAACUUUUUUUAGGUGGGACAGUCUUCAGAAAUGAUAAUGACCAUUACACAAUCAGUUUCCACUCUAUUUAUUACUACUAGUAUUAAAAUCUUCUCUCACUAGAUGUCCUCGCAGGCAUCUGCUUCCAAGACUACUUAAUAGAGAACACAGUAAGAGCUUUUAUUGGCUCUGUCUUUACAGUGAUUAUUGUACCAUUUUAAUGGAGAAAAUACUUACAUUUGUGUAAGUGUAGUACCGUAAUAAUGUAAUACUUACAUCUUGCCAGUUUUUCUUUUAUCAUAACAUUCAGGAGUGUGUCUCUGAAAAACUUUGGUUUGGAAGGCCAUGUAGACCAAACACUUCUCCCUACUCCCCAUCUAAACGAAUGGUACACCUUAACUCGUGAAUACACAAAACAGAGGGCUAAGGACUAAGUGGUAGCGACAAGGGGUGAAAUGGGAUUGGGCCUAAGUGUGAUAAUGUGGUGCUCCUAACUCAACAGAUAUUGCUCCACUUAGUUUAUUACUGUUUUUGCAACUUUCAUAAGUGAGUUAUGUGAAGAUGUACAGCAGCAGCAAGAAUGGCAGGUGCGAAAAAGCCAGUUAAUGGAUGAGGAUGAUAAGGAAGAUAAGAGGAUGAGGAGAUAUCCGAGCAGGUGGACAGGGAGAAAUUACAUUAAUUUGACGUGACUCAGAUAUGAAUCAGCUGUACUGUUUUAUAAAUGAGUUACUCGAUUCAUCAAUUUUUGUUUGAUCCUGCUUCAAAUGCAACAUCUCGUCACUAGAGGUCAGUAUUCAUCAAAGUAUGACGUUAAAGCUGUAACGUGUAGCUGGACUGCCAUUCAGGAUCAGCUUGGAUUUAAAGCUGAUGCAAAGACAAAUAACUGGGCCUAAGAAGCACAAAAUCUGAACCAAAAGCUGAACUAGAAUAAGUAUUAACUGAUGUAGCAUCGCUGAACUGUUCCUACAUUCAGAACUGUUUACAUGUGGUCACAAGAUCACCUUCAAAUUAUAGUAUCUACUGACAACAUGGUAGAAGAUUGAAAAUGUUGCACAUUCAUUUCAUUGGAACCGCUGGGUCCAGCUAUUGUUCUGUAUUGUUGGCAGUGGUGGACAGUAACUAAGUAAAUGUAAUUAGUUAUUGUACUUAA